Molecule: messenger RNA, 8305 nt
Organism: Clarias gariepinus (North African catfish)
Lineage: Eukaryota; Metazoa; Chordata; Actinopteri; Siluriformes; Clariidae
Gene: cux2b
Product: cut-like homeobox 2b
Exons: 22
Coding region: 2-4402 (1466 amino acids)
Biological process (GO): regulation of DNA-templated transcription
Molecular function (GO): DNA-binding transcription factor activity, RNA polymerase II-specific; DNA binding
Source: RefSeq, a predicted model, not a curated record
GAUGGCCGCCGAUGUGGGAUCGAUGUUUCAAUAUUGGAAGAAAUUUGAUCUACGGCGGCUGCAGAGGGAGCUAAAUUCAGUGGCGGCACAACUGGCUGGGCGACAGGAAGAGAGCGAGCACUCCCAAAAGCACGUGCUGGAGCUGAGCCGUGAGUUCAAGAAAAAUGUCCCUGAGGAAGUGCGGGAGAUGGUUGCUCCUGUCCUCAAGAGUUUCCAAGCCCAGGUUGUUGCCUUGAUUCAGCGCAGUAAGGAGGCAGAGUCCGCAUUUCUGGGAGUUUAUAAACAGCUGAUAGAAGCCCCAGACCCCGCUCCGGUGCUGGAGGCCUCCCACUCACUGGAGGAACGUCUCACUCAGCUACAAAGUUCUCCAGACAGUGAGGUUCUGGUCAGUGAGAUCUCAGGGCACUGGAGGAGACAUCUGGAGUGCCUUAACAGUGCAGAAACUGUAGAAGAAAGCCCAGUAAGCUUACACAGAGUAGAGGUCUCCGAACAACUGCCCCAUAUGAUGACCCCAAACAGCACACAGAGCCUCCAAGAUGGUGGCUUACCCCUUCCCAACCACCAGGGCCUGGAGGAACGGGAAGCAGAUGAACCAGAUGUUCUGCAUGUCAGACUGGCUCAGGCUGAAGACAGAAUCAAAACUCUCCAGUCAGAACUCAGCAAAGCCCAGUCAGAACUACAGGAGCUAAAGUGCAAAUACUACAAGGAAAUUGCUGCCAAAGUGGAGGAACUGGCCCAGCUCAAGACGAACCUGGAGAAGGCCAACCAGAGAGCAGAGUUGGCCCAGAGGGAGGUGGAGCGUCUGAGAGACCAGCUAACCAGUAGUUGCAGCAUUUCUGAAGGGAAUGACGGAGGUCCCAGUGAGGGGAAAGGAGGGAGGAAUGAGAAGGAUAAGUGCUCACCAUCACAGCUGGAGGCUGUGCUCUUCUCCAAAGACAGAGAGAUUCUCCGUCUGCUUGAGAGUGUCCAGAGGUUGCAGUUCACUCUCCAGGAAGUGCAAGACUCUUCAGCAAGUCAGCUGGCAGAUCUUGAACACCAGCUGGCCCUUAAGACAGAGGCUAUUGAAAAGUUAGAGGUUAAACUGCAGUCUCAAUUGGAUUAUGAAGAAAUCAAAACUGAACUCAGCAUUCUUAAAGCAAUGAAACUGACAACAGCAAAUGGGAGCUCUUCCCAGGACUCUGACAAAGUUGCAGAGGCUUUGCUGCUUGACAAGCAGACUUUCCUCCACUCCAACAAAUUUCUGCUUGAUAAAACCAGAGCAAGCCUACAGCGGCCUGAUGAAGACCAAUCAGAUGGUUCCAGCAGGGAUUUGGUACGCCCCAUCAUCUCAUACUCCUCCCCACCUGGGGCCUUACCAAUAGACGGCCAGUCCUCCAGUCCAGGACCACCCACUCCUGAUGGGAACUCCGCGACCCAUGACUUUUCACAAUCUUUCUCUUCAUCACCAUUCUCCAGUGAGAAACAUGCUACAGGGCCACUUCUGCAGAAACAGCUUCUUUCUCCUCACAUUAAAAAGGAUGGCAGCUCACUCAUGGCCUUCCCCACUGCUCUGUUUGCUGCAAAAGCUGCCCUUAUGUCAGCAAAUCCAGGCUCCUCAGGGACCUCAGUGUUGGAAACUGGGUUAGCCAGUGACCAGUCAGAAUGUGGGAGCUCAGGAGGUGGGGAUGAGGACCAGCUAGACACAGCAGAGAUAGCCUAUCAAGUAAAAGAGCAGCUUCUGAAACAUAACAUUGGUCAGCGUGUGUUUGGGCACUAUGUGUUGGGUCUUUCCCAAGGCUCCGUCAGUGAGAUUUUGGCUCGGCCCAAACCAUGGAGGAAGCUGACAGUAAAAGGGAAGGAACCCUUUAUCAAGAUGAAACAGUUCCUGUCAGAUGAGCAAAACAUCUUGGCAUUGCGCACCAUCCAAGUUCGCCAGAGAGGGAGUAUCACUCCUCGCAUCCGAACUCCAGAAACUGGGUCAGAUGACGCCAUUAAGAACAUUUUGGAACAGGCUAAGAAAGAGAUCCAGAGUCAGCGAGGAGGUGAUGGUAAGUCCUCUCUGGGAUUUUCUUCAGGACGCAGCAGCAGUGGUGGAGGCAGUAAUUCAGAUGAGACUAUUAAGAGCAUCUUGGAGCAGGCAAGACGGGAGAUGCAGGCACAGCAGCAGGCCCUGCUCGAGCUAGAGGUCAGCAGCCAGAGUCUGUGCUUGCAGGAGCCCCACAAGACCCUGCCUGGACCUAUGCCCACCUACAUCAAGCAAGAAGAGGGCAGUGCCAUACCUGUGUGCACAUCCAACCCUAUUGGCAGCCCACAGACCCCCCUCAGCGUCCUGUCUCCUGCUGCUUUUGUCCAAAAUAUUAUUCGUAAGGUGAAGUCGGAAAUUGGCGAGGCUGGAACGUACUUUGACCAGCACUGGUCUCGCCCCUUUACCUCCGUCUCGCCCUCACGCUCCUCUUCGUCCUCCUCUGUGCCCUCAACAGUGCCCAGGGCCUGGACCGUUAAAUGUCCCCCGAGCACAGAAGAGGCACCGGGCACUGAGGACGAUGAACCUCCACCAAGUUCUGUUAAAGUGGAGCCAGAAUUAAGUAUAAGCGGAGAGCAGGCUACAAGUGGAGGAACACGAAUAAACUACUAUCCGUCCUACAUUCCUCGCACCCUGAAGCCCACUGUGCCACCACUUACGCCUGAGCAGUAUGAGAUGUAUAUGUAUCGUGAGGUGGAUACCAUAGAACUUACACGCCAGGUUAAGGAGAAGCUGGCCAAGAAUGGCAUUUGUCAGCGGAUAUUUGGAGAGAAGGUACUGGGACUUUCUCAAGGCAGCGUGAGUGACAUGCUUUCGAGACCAAAACCCUGGAGCAAGCUCACACAGAAGGGACGAGAGCCUUUUAUUCGCAUGCAGCUGUGGCUUCUGGACCAGUUAGGACAGAGCCUCAGUCAGCAGUCCAACCAUAGUCACAACCACGACAAAAGUCCAGUGACAUCUCACUCUUCACCAUCCCCUCCACUCAGUCCAGAGGACAGCCAUCCCAGUAUACCUCUGGAGCCAGUGAGUUUAGUUCUGGAGAGUAGCAAGGAGAACCAGCAUCCUCACUCACAGCACACAGAACCUCAUGGGGUUAAGGGACCAGCAGCAGGCACAUUGGCACUUCAGCAGCCUCACAUUCCACUGGGCAUUCAGGAGCUAGUGGCCAUGUCGCCUGAGCUUGACACGUAUGCUAUAACCAAGAGAGUAAAGGAGGUGCUGACUGAUAACAACCUAGGUCAGCGUCUGUUUGGUGAGAGUAUCUUAGGUCUUACACAGGGCUCGGUCUCUGACCUGCUGUCCAGGCCCAAACCGUGGCAUAAGCUCAGUCUUAAAGGCAGAGAACCAUUUGUGCGCAUGCAGCUGUGGUUAAAUGACCCACACAAUGUGGACAAACUGAGAGAUAUGAAGAAGAUGGAGAAAAAAGCAUACUUGAAGCGCAGAUAUGGCCUGUUGAGUCCUGGCUCAGACACAGAUUCUCCAGGAGCACGUUCAGACUCCUUGAGUCCAGGCAUUGCCCAAAUGGAACUGUGUUCAUACAGCCAAGCUAAGAAGCCCAGAGUAGUGCUAAAUGCAGAGGAGAAAGAGGCUCUGAGGAAGGCAUACCUACAGGAGCCUUAUCCAUCUCAGAACACCAUUGAAAUGUUGGCUACCCAGCUCAAUCUGAAGACGAACACCGUCAUUAACUGGUUUCACAAUUACAGCAGGUCUCGAAUGCGGCGUGAAGUCCUUGUGGAAGGUCCUCAGGAUAACGAUGCUGAUGCAGAUCAAAACUUCUCUCCUUCAGUGAGCUGCAGUCCCAUUUCAGAUACAGAAGAACGCAAAAAAGCCCAUUCGAUUAUCAAUGGCCCCACAAUGCUAAAUGUCAAACAGGAAGUGGAGGAAGAGGAGGAGACAUUGCAUAUCAGGCAGGAUGCAUGCACUUACAUGGCUGUGCGGUUCACAGAGAUGAAGACUGAAGAGGAGCACAUGUCUGGCAACAGGGACCUGACGUCAUGUUGUCCUCAAAGUCUCAGGCAGGAUGAAGCUUGCAUCCACAAACUCGUUCCCGGAUCUCUUUCCUCAGACAACAUUCAGAAAAGCAAUGCAGUCACAAUUGAAGCUGAAAGCAAUUCACCUGUGGACCCUGCGAGCUUCAAGACAUCAUCGGAGGCAUGCCGCAGCAGCCUGGAGGUGUCCCUUGACUCGCCCUCAGCUGCCUCCUCGCCUGGCCUGAUGAUGUCUGUUUCACCUGUGCCGUCCUCGUCUGCCCCCAUUUCUCCAUCUCAAUCUCUCCAUUCCAACACCAAGAUCAGUAAGAGCACACAGAGGCGUGAUGAGAAAAUGGCCAACCUUAGCAACAUCAUCCAUCGACUUGAGCGAGCAGCCAAUCGAGAAGAGGUGCUGGACUGGGAGUUCUAAAAAAAAUGAAGAAUGAAAAUACUAUGACCCCCCCCUAAAAAUGGGGUUUUCUCACUCCUUAAGCUCUUGUCUGUUACAUUUGCCUGUCAGCAAGAACACAGAAAGUGAUAUCAGCCAACCCAGAGAUAAAAUAUUGUCUUGUUAAAAAUUUCGGGUACUUUAAACAAAUAAUAUUUAUAAACUUGUUUUAGGUUUUUUGAUAAAGGUAUCCUUCUUUGACUUAUAUAUUACAGCACUAGCUGUCAUCUUUUAAACCAAGGGAAAAAGAGAUACUUGGAUGUGAAGACUUUGCAGCUAUGGUGUCAUAAAAUGCACACUGAAGUUCUAUAGAUUGCCACUGGGUGAGAUUAUUUCAAAGUGAGACCUCUGUCUUAAGCCAUCAAAAGCACUACUUAUUUAAAAAAAGAAAAGAAAAAAAAAAGGACUCUGACCAAAUUUGCUACUUUUUGAAUAGCAUUUUUUCAGAUUUUGUCUGUAAAACAGGACAGGUAAAGUCAAAUAAUGUUGAGAACUUUAUACAGACUUAUGGGAUAGUCCUUAAAGACUCUAAAUAGUGAACGAUACAUAUGUACUUAGUUUCUUGUUGACAUGUUUUUGGAAUAUUUGUUACACAAGCGUAUAAUGUGUGGUUGUACAUGUUGUAGAGAUUGUCUGCAAUAGCCUUUUCCUCAACAAGAUGUAGCAUGGUACUCAAAUUACCCUCAUAUUCUCUAUAAAUUGUAUCCUGUGAUUAUACUUGAGCGAUAAAAGUGAAAAUCCUGGAAAAUUCGACAAAAAAAAAAGAAAAGAAAAAGUGAUUGUAAGAAAAAGAUUAUUGAUAUUUUUAGUGAAGCUGUUAUCUUUUUUUUUAUUAUUUAAGGUUACUUAGCAGUUUACUGUAGGGCCUUUUUGUGCACUUGGAAGUAAGUGAGCCAUUUGAAAGUCCUGAGCAAUGUUACUAAUACAUGUUGCAUUUACCUCACUCUUCCUCUGAUGCACUGAUCUUUUACACACAUGGGGCAGGGCAAUACCCAUAACUCAGCAUAUGUUUCUGAAGUGCGGAUUUGAUCUGUAAAGUUUAGAAUGUUAUGCCCAAAAGUUCUACCAAUAAUGAUUUAAUCCAUAAUUCAAUAAUGAUGUAAUAUAAACUUGAACCAAGUCUCAAAGACAGGAAUACCACAGGAAGUGACGGGGUAACAUUUUCAGUGGGAACAUUUUAGCAUGCAUAUGUUUUAAACUAACUGUUUAUUCCUGAUUUAUUGUUGGCACUAAUACAGUACGUUUAGGAAUUCUGCCCUAAUCAGCACAAGUCAAUCUCUUGCUUGUUGGUUUUCUAGGAUCCCAUUUAACUCGUGUGUGUGUGUGUGUGUGUGUGUGUGUGUGUGUGUGUGUGUGUGUGUGUGUCAUAGAAGAUGUGGGUAGAAGUUGCAACCUUAUAAAUAGGUAUCAUUUAUUUUAUACCUCAAACACUGACCCUAAUUUAUUGUAUUUUUGCAUGGGCUGUCCAAUAACAUGAGAGAAUGUGCUGUAAUGUGGAUGUCCUCAUCCUCGUCUGAGAACCGAAAUCCAAAUAGGCACACUUACAGUUUUUACGUGAGUAAAGUAAGUACACUGUACUUGAGUAAUAAACACAGAGUUUGUAAAGAUGUUAAGAAGUACACAAAGUUUUCACAUAAACAUGCUAGUUCAAACAAAUCCUCUGCUUUGUGUCCUACUCCACAAUAUGGCAACUUUUCCAUUUGAAAUAUGCAUAUACCUAAAAGUUAUUAGGGUGCUUUCAUGCUAGGCAUUUUACUUCUCCACAAAAAGUGCUAACUUGGAGCAUCUUUUUUAUUGAGAUAAAAAAGGCAGCUCACUGCUGAAGUGGAGGCAGAAAGUCCUAAAACAGAGAGAGAGAGAGAGAGAGAGAGAGAGCUGCUUGUGCAACUUCAAUGUAAAACUAGCAAAGCUGUUAUUUUUAGUUACAGUAGAUUGCAAAGUUGGAAUAUUAGCAAUGAUUUUUUUAAAUUGACUGUAGUAAAUCUUAUUAAAAUGUUUUUUCACUAGCACUCUGUCCUCCAUGUUUGUUUUCCUCAUGUGCGCUCCAACUUGCAGUCUGAUUGAUUGGGGGGGAGGGGGGAUUAAAAAAAAGCACUUGACCUCACUUUUGUGAACUUCUUUGUUUCUUUAUUUUCUUUCUUUCUUUUUUUCAUUGAUUUAGGAAGUCCUCCACAGUGGACAAAAACACCACAGUUGCAAUGAGGUUUCCUGGAGGAUAAAUAUAAAUGUGUGCCAGUGUUUGAGAGGAAAAUGUUUAGUGUGAAAGCAGCCUUAUGUGAAACACAAAUUGGGUUCAGAAAAGGAGCAAAAUUAAAUAACUUUAAUUAUGUUAUAAAUUUGUUAAAUCCCUCAAGAGAUUUUAAAGAGUUUACUUUCAGUGGACUUCAAAUGCCAAAAUAGGAUCUGAAACCAUAUGUUGUAGCACUACUAUUGGAGCGCACCGGAAUGACACUAAACCAUUGUUGUUGUUUUUUUCAAUUGAGGAGAAAGAAUAUUUGCAUAAUCUGGUUAAAAUUUAUAUAGAUUGAAAGCACUUAAAGAUCCAAUCAUCGUUAAAUGUUAUGCAUUCCAUGGAAGCAAUAAAAACUAAUGUAAUGGUCCAAGUUGACAUAUUAUAAUUUAAAGUGUGUUGAUUGAUCCACAAUGUCAACAAUUGUAUUAAGCAACAUGCAACCCAUUUCACCCUAAAAGUUGCUACUGUAGUACACUGGAUAUAACCGUGUUAUAUUGCCAGCUAAUGUUAAUGAGUAAAAAUUAAAAGACAGCAAAACAUACUUUUAAUGAAGCUUUUCCUUAGAAUUCAUUUGCAUAGUACAUACUGUGAAGCUACUACAUCCAUGGAAUUGCCUAAUAUAACACUAAGCUACUACCACACAGCAUUCUCAACAUUAUAAACCAGUUAAUUCUAACAUUCAGUUGUGUGGUCAAUUAUAAUUUUAUAAUUAAUGCAAACUUACUACCACAAAAAUAAUGGCAAGUGAAAAUAUUGUAAAUAUUAGUAAUAUGUGUUUACUAUUCCUUAAUAUAAAAUUACACUACCAAACCUUUCUAAACACGUUUUACAAUUUUAAGUAUUAUUUUUCUUGUUGUACUGUCAGCUAAUUUAGGUCAUUUUAAUUCUUUUCCCAGAUAAAUGCAAAAUUGUCUGCUCAUAAAAUGGGAAAAAAUUAAAGGGUACAAACUAAAAACAGAAGUCUCCAGAAUCUUACAUUUGGUUUAUUGUAAUACAUAAUAAUAAGUAAAUAAAUUUGACCAAAUUCAAAAUAUUUUUACUUGCUAAUAUUUGAAGUGGACCAAACAAGCCCCAACCGUAACCAUGCGACUAUCAUGGGUGCAUUCUGGUACUUAAACAAAUAGGAUUAUACUGCUUGAAAAUUAGAAAGGUUUGCUCAUUAAUCUAAAAAGGAACUGGUCACAUUUUAAAAACUUUUCAGCCUGUAAACAGUUUUAUCAGCAACGAAUUUGGUGACUAAAGUCCUCCACUCAGUCAACUUAUACAUACAACUUCACAUACUGUAUCCUUUAAGUAAUCAAAAAAUUUUCUAAAAUUUGGUUGCAUUAUGCCGAUGUAUACUGAAGUACUUUUAAAAUACCUUUUAUUUUAUUAUUUUAUUUCUUAAUUUUCCUAAGUGCAAGUGUUUUUGCUACUGAGUUUAUUUUUUUCUAUAUAUUUUGUUGGUAGAUGUAGAUCCCAAUACCUCAUGAUAAGAACUACUUUACAGCACUUACCUUUGUUACCUUUAUGUUUGAGAAUAGUGCAAAUAUGAAAACUAAACUCUUUGUUCCACAAGUUUUUGCCUUGUUGUAUUGUUGAAGUUAAUAGUAAAACACUUGAAAAUGUCUUAUUAGUACUGAAGAUUGGAGUAAUAAACACAUGUAUAGAGA